This is a messenger RNA of Syzygium oleosum, 974 nucleotides long. Its product is annotated as late embryogenesis abundant protein At1g64065-like. Lineage: Eukaryota; Viridiplantae; Streptophyta; Magnoliopsida; Myrtales; Myrtaceae. Gene Ontology annotation, cellular component: plasma membrane. Bases 195 to 830 code for a protein of 211 amino acids. The transcript has a single exon. The record is from RefSeq and is a predicted model, not a curated record.
UAAUCUCCCCACCGCUUCGUCAAAAGGCUCAUCAACUCGAUCCACACGUCGCUUCUUUAUUUCCUCUCCACACUCGUAUAUACAUACGCUCUCCAACGCAAAACACACACAAGAAAUCCAAAAAGUCGCCAAGAGACCCAUCAAUCAUUAGUGGCUUCACACACCAAAAACCCAAACGCCUUCCGUUAGCGAGCAUGUUUCAUCAACUUCGUCCAUCGCCGCCUUCGAAGUUCCACCGCAGGAGCGACGAGGAGUUCUCGCAGGUGUUCAAGCCGGGGCCGUCCUCCCGCGGACGCAGCAGCAAGUGCCCCGUGUACCUCCUCACGGCGUUCGUCGUCCUCUGCGUGGUCGCCCUGAUCUUUUCCCUGAUCGUGCUGCGCCCCGCCCACCCCGAGCUCGCUCUGCUCGACGUGUCGGUCGAGUCCCUCAACUACACGAGCGAUUACCCCGCGACACGGCUGGACGCGACGCUCGCCGUGCAAGCGACGCUCAAGAACACCAACUUCGGCCGGUUCGAGUUCGAGAACAGCAAUUUGACCAUGAGCUACAACGGGACGGUCAUCGGGGAGAAGGCGCUCGGCAACGGGACGGUCUGGUCGAGGGAGACAAAGCACGUGGACGUCGUGGUCGCGGUCAGGUCGAGCAGGAUAAGCGAUCUGAAGAAUUUGAGCAGUGACAUGAGCGACAACGUGUUGGAGCUGACGAGCUACGCAGAGCUGAGGGGUACGGUUCAUCUGAUCAAGAUUGUGAAGAGGAGGUUGACGUCGGUGAUGAAUUGCACCAUGAGCCUUGAUUUGUCAAACCGCAGAGUCCAGCAUUUGAUAUGCUAAUAGAGGCAUGAUUGUUCUUCUUAGAUUUUUGGUUUGCCCUUCUUUUGAUGAACAUACCUCUCCGAAUCAAUUCCUGAUCAUAUAUGUGCCCAGGAAAAGGGCAAGAAAUAUCUGCACAAAUUUUACUGUUUUUGAUUCCUGUAA